AUGGCGUGCCCUUUUGAUGAUGAUCCUGUGGAUGAUCGUUUUUCUAGGGAGUUGUUAAUUUAUUUAACAAACCUACUAAAACCACACAUCUCAAACGUGACAAACCGUGGGUCAGUGCUUAGCACCAAACAAAUUCUUUGUAUUGCUCUGCGCUUUUUUGCUACGGGGAGGUUUCUCUACAAUGUGGGCGAUGCAGAGCACGUGGGAAGGGCAACAGUGUGUAGAGCCGUUAGUACAGUAUGUAUGGCACUGAAACGGUUUCUACACACUUUUGUACAGUUCCCUGGCCAUAAACCUGUGCGCUUUAUUAAAGAAGAAUUCCACAGGGUGGCAGGGUUCCCAAACGUGAUUGGGUGCAUUGAUGGCACCCACAUUCCUAUUAAAGCUCCAUCUAUCAAUGAGGGAGACUAUAUUAAUAGGAAGUCUGUGCAUAGCAUUAAUGUGCAGGUAAUAUGUGAUGCAACCCACCUAAUCACUAAUGUUGAGGCAAAAUGGCCUGGGUCUGUACAUGAUGCCAGAAUAUUUAGGGAGUCAUCUCUGUGCAACAAAUUUCAACAGGGACACUUCUAUGGUUACUUGCUGGGGGACAGAGGAUACCCUUGCCUUCCCUAUAUAAUGACACCCUACCCUGAUCCUGAGCCCGGACCACAGACACGCUUCAACCUGUCUCACAGCAGAACACGGGCCAAGGUGGAGAUGACAAUAGGCAUUCUGAAGGCGAGGUUUCAGUGUCUGUGUAGGCUCAGGGUCACUCCAAAUAGAGCAUGUGACAUCACAGUUGCUUGUGUGGUACUUCACAACAUUGCCAAAAUAAGAGGAGAGAGGAGGAUCCAAUAA
Messenger RNA from Carassius carassius (crucian carp), 837 nucleotides. RefSeq names its product putative nuclease HARBI1. The record is from RefSeq and is a predicted model, not a curated record. NCBI's taxonomy places the organism in Eukaryota, Metazoa, Chordata, Actinopteri, Cypriniformes, Cyprinidae. The transcript is spliced from 6 exons. The coding region runs from base 1 to 837 and encodes 278 amino acids.